AUGGCCGACAAGAAGAAGCUGACCCAGGCCGAGCUGCUCGAGCUUCUGAGCCCGCCCCCCUUCAACCAGAAGAAAUGCGUGCCACCGGAUGCAGUGAUCCAGACUUCCCCAGAGGAGCGUUGGUGGAGGUCGGAUUCUCCACGUCUUCCCGGUGAUGAGUUCCCAGAUGUUCCUGUUCAGAAGGGGUCGAACCCCUCGCUGUCUGCGACUGCCGGGUCCAAGGGCCACGGACUCCGCUCCGGACCAGUAUGCUUUCAAACGACUUCGCAGACCGGCUGCGGGACUGCUGCGCAUUUCAAGAUGGAGGAAGGUGUGCCUCCGGUAAUCUCUGGCUUCAGUGGCCACUUCCCUGGCAAGCAGGGUGCCAACAUCAUUGGCGCCACUUUUGACAAGUCCUACACCGAGUCUUUGUCGCACACCAUCUCGCUUGGGAAGUGA
Molecule: messenger RNA, 438 nt
Organism: Symbiodinium sp. CCMP2456
Lineage: Eukaryota; Dinophyceae; Suessiales; Symbiodiniaceae
Source: the annotation of a GenBank genome assembly